This is a messenger RNA of Vigna radiata var. radiata (mung bean), 1329 nucleotides long. RefSeq names its product probable isoprenylcysteine alpha-carbonyl methylesterase ICMEL1. The record is from RefSeq and is a predicted model, not a curated record. Lineage: Eukaryota; Viridiplantae; Streptophyta; Magnoliopsida; Fabales; Fabaceae. The transcript is spliced from 7 exons. Bases 171 to 1130 code for a protein of 319 amino acids.
CAAAAUGCCAUCUGGGCCCCACAUUCAGGCAAACUAAGCCAAUCACCACCUUUCUUUAUUUCUUUCUCCGAUUUUCAAUUAUUUUCUCUCUUUCUGUCACGCAACUCACACCAUCUUCCAAUAAUCCUCUGUGAUUGGCUCACACACUCUGCAUUCGCUUCAAUCGAAAAAUGCCAUCUCAGAUCUUUCCCACAUCCAACCGUUCUCUUGAUUCCGCGGUUUCAACUUCUUCCACGGCGUUCAUCCGUCCCAAAGAAGACCAGAAUGACCCCUCCGUCAACCUCCUCGAUCACUCCGCCUCCCCUUCCUACCGAGACAUGUCCCUCAAGCCUCCCUUGCCGCGGGCCUCCAGCUUCACCUCCUCGCGCACCAAACCCUCCCGCCCUCGCCACUCUUUCAAUCAGAAACGCCGCCGCCGUGCCGCCAGCCAGGACUCCUUCCCCGACAUCUCUGAUCAGACUCACACCUCCACCCGCUCCUCCUUCGGCCGCGAUGUCGCCGCCGAGACCUUUCUCUUGACUCGCCUUGGCUUCAAGAUGCUCGGAUACCUCGGGGUAGGCUAUAAAUGGAUUACAAGAUUUCUUGCCCUUAGUUGUUAUGCACUACUUCUUUUUCCGGGCUUUAUUCAAGUUGGAUAUUACUAUUUCUUCUCCAGUCAGAUACGCAGAAGCAUUGUUUAUGGAGAUAAACCGCGAAAUAGGCUUGACUUGUAUUUGCCUAAAAAUGGCAGCGGUCCAAAACCAGUUGUUGCUUUUAUUACUGGUGGAGCCUGGAUUAUUGGUUACAAAGCAUGGGGUACACUUCUAGGUCAACAGCUAUCAGAGAGAGAUAUCAUUGUGGCAUGUAUUGAUUACAGACUAACAUACUAUUUAUACAGUAAAUCAUUUGCUGAAACUCUUAAAAGAGUUGGAGUGACGGCUGAAGCAAUUAUGUACGAAGGGAAGACUCAUACAGAUGUGUUUCUACAGGAUCCGAUGAGAGGUGGAAAAGAUGACAUGUUUGAAGAUUUAGUAGGAUAUAUCCACGCUGGUGAUGCUGAGGCCCGUGCCAGAGAUGCAGAGGCUCCUCCAAGGAGACGCCUUGUGCCUGAAUGCAUGUUAAAACUCGCUCAUAGCGUUAGUCCAUUCUAGUCUCAUUCUUUCUCCAUUUUAUUAUUUUUCUUUGUACAUAAUCUCAUUAAUUUUCAACAUCAAUUUUUGUAUUACUAGAUUUAGCAAUACAAGUAGAGUCAAACAUUUGCUUGUCAUUCUUUCUAAGAAGAGAUAGUGAGUAAAAUCAAUGGCCUGUUCUCUUUGACGGAAAUAGAUGAGUCAAGUCAUUUCCUUAUAA